This is a messenger RNA of Physella acuta, 2243 nucleotides long. Its product is annotated as protein SDA1 homolog. Gene Ontology annotation, biological process: ribosomal large subunit export from nucleus; ribosomal large subunit biogenesis. The record is from RefSeq and is a predicted model, not a curated record. NCBI's taxonomy places the organism in Eukaryota, Metazoa, Mollusca, Gastropoda, Physidae. Gene Ontology annotation, cellular component: nucleolus.
UAAAGUAAUCGAUAAAAUUUAGCACGAUAAAUAAGCGUGUUUGUUUAUAAUGAAAAUAAUAGUGUAUCUGUAAGCCUACAUUUUAAAAAAUUGUAAGUUACGAUUGGAUUCAAAACAAAAAUGUCCAGCAAAUCGGCGGCCAAGUCAAUACACUUUGCAGCUGAUUUACCUCAACUACAAAACCAUAUAAAAAGAGAUCCUAUUUCUUAUAAAGAAGAAUUUCUAAAACAAUGGCAAUAUUUUCACAAUUUGAUGCAGACAUUUCAACUACAGCCAGCCAAAUACAACGAGAAACUUGAUGAAAUGAUCACCUUCUUGUCUCACGUCAGCCAUUGCUACAAGGAAGAAGUGGUGGACAUGCCUGGUCAGUUUUGUGACAUCCUCAAGAACCACAGCACAGUCCUGGACAGAACCAUGAGGAUGACAUUAGUGAAGGCUCUUAUAAUGCUGCGCAACAAGGAACUGAUAACAGCCACAGAGGUCCUGCAGCUGUUCUUCAAACUGUUGCGCUGUGAGGACAAGCUGUUGCGCAAAACAAUUUACCAGUACGUGGUGGCGGACAUCAAGAACGUCAACUCCAAACACAAGAACGCCAAGCUGAACUCUGCGCUGCAGUCGUACAUGUUUUCCAUGCUGCAGGAGAACAGCGCUGUCACUGUCAAAACUGCGUUGGACAUCAUGAUCGAGCUGUACAGGAGAAAUGUUUGGAAGGAUGCUAAAACUGUCAACGUUAUUGCUACUGCAUGCUUUUCUAAGAUUACAAAAGUUAUGGUGGCUGCGAUGAAGUUUUUCUUAGGCAAAGACGAGCUGGAAGAGAAAGAAGAGAGUGACUCUGAUGAAGACAACUUGCCCAAGAAGUCAGUCAAGGAGCUAGCACUGGGCCACAGAGUGGGUAAAAAGACAAAGAAGAGAAAAAAGAAGCUGGACAGGGCCCUGCAGGCCAUAGAGAAACACAAGAAGAAGAAAAGUGUCCCAGAGGCUUUCAACUACUCCGCUAUGCACCUUAUCUUUGACCCCCAGGAGUUCAGCGAGAAACUGUUUCGCCAACUGGAGAAGACCACAGAGAGGUUUGAGGUCAAGCUGUUGAUGGUUGAUUUGAUUUCACGCCUCAUCGGCUUACACAAGCUGAUCCUGCUCAACUUCUACCCAUUCAUGAAGCGCUUUAUACAGCCCCAUCAGAGGGAGGUGACUCGUUUACUGCUGUACCUGGCUCAGGGCAGCCAUGAGUUAGUUCCCCCUGACACCAUGGAGGAGGUGCUGAUGACCAUCGCCAACAACUUCAUCGCUGAGCGCAACUCCAGCGAGGUCAUGGCUGUGGGGCUCAACGCAGUCCGUGAGAUCUGCCUGAGGUGUCCGCUGGCCAUGUCAGAAGAUUUGCUGCGAGACUUGGUCCAGUACAAGCUGCACAGAGACAAAGCUGUAAUGAUGGCAGCCAGGUCCUUAGUGCAGCUCUUUAGGAAAACAAACCCAGAGCUCCUACACAGGAAAGACAGGGGUCGACCAACAGAAGCACAGAAAGAGCUUCAAGUCAUGAAUUACGGAGCUCAGGACGCUAAGUCUUACGUACCUGGAGCUGAGAUCAUACCUGAGAGAGAAGAAAAACAAAUGGAGAUCAGCAAAGGUCAAGAAGAGUGGGAGUCCUGUAGUGAAGAGGAGGAUGGGAGUGAUGGGGAGUGGGUGGAUGUUUACCACUCUUCAGAUGAGGAGCAACAAAAGACAGAAGAGCAGGAGACGCCAGCUGAAGUAGAGGAGAAGACAAAACUAGCAGAAGAGAUCUCAGCCUCUAGAAUAAUGACAGACGAGGACUUUAAGCUGAUCCAGGCCAGGCAGGUGUCCAAAGAAAUCACGUCAGCGUCUGCUGCCAGGGCCAGGAAGAGGAAGAUACAAGAGACGUCUGGUGCUGACAACAACAGUGACUUGCCCAAGCUGGGGGAUAUAGAGAUGGUUCACAAGAGAAAGGCACACGACAGGGACUCUAGGCUGGCCACAGUCAUGGCUGGCAGGGAGGGGAGGGAAAAAUUUGCCCAUGGCCCCCAGAAAAUGAAUCCAUUUGCUAGCACCACCAACAAGGAGAAAACCAAGAAGAAAGCUUUCACCAUGGUCAAACACAAAAUUAGAAGGAGAAAAAUGAAACGCUCUUUCAAAGAUAAACAGAUUUCACUGCGUAACUCUUUGUUGAAGAGAAGCAAGAAUGCAAGGAAAUAAAUGUAUAUAUUGAGAAUAGCAAUGAAUAAAUUAUUCAA